AUGCCAGUCAGCACGAGAUCAACCAACCGUGAAGAAACACCAGAGAACCAGAUAACCCCUGGAACCUUUCCAACGCCGAUAACCACGCGAAGACCACGAUAUCAAGCCCCAGAACGCGAAGAGAUGGCAGAUCAACAAGAUGAAGCUGCAAUACUGAGGCAUCGUAUUGCUCAGUUAGAUGAUGAACUACGCCAGAUGAGAGCUGCUAGCACUCCUGCUGCUAGCACUCCUGCUGCUGGCACUCCUGCUGCUGCUACUGCUGCCCAUGAUGGCAAUGAACUAAGCCCUGACCUUGCUGCCCACCUGCGUGAUCAAGGUGAUACCCCUGCCUUGAGCAGAGUUCUUCAAGAAUUCCGUGAACGAGUCAAAUACCUUCAAAAACCAGGUCUUCUCAAAUCAGCAUCUGAUUACCCGAUUUGGAAGGAAGAGAUCCUGCUUGCCAUCAAGCAAUCCCGUACAGAGGAUAUCCUCACCACCAAACCCCUGGAAAAUGCCAGCAAGGAUAUGAAACGAUACUGGGAGGAACGCAACUCCUGGCUAUACAAUUUAAUAUGGUCUUCAGUUUCUGUUGAAGCCAAAUCUCUUUUUACUAUACCCCAAGAUUUCCUAGAUUCUUCUGCUCUAUGGAAGGCCAUAGAGGUAUCUUUUUCAGAAAGGGUAGAGAUCCGCAGAGCUCGCCUAUCCAAAGAAUUCAAUGAUAUCACGGCUGCCACCUAUGGGGGAUCUAGUCGCUCCUUCAUAGAACGCCUCCUAGCAAUCCGUGUUGAAUAUAUCCGCCUUGGAUAUGAGGUUCCCAACUUCAUUCUCUUCGAUAAACUCCUCAACGGCCUCACCAAGGGUUGGUCAUCAUUUAUCAAGGAUCGUAUGGAUCAUGCAGCAAAGGAUGAUAAUACCAGACCACUUGAAGACAACUUUCUUGAACUUUGCAAAGAUAUAUUACUCCGCCUGCCAUUAGAUGACAAGAAUGCCAAUGCUGCUACAGGCUAUCUGAAGGAUGAUAAGAACACCAAGGAUAAGAACACCAAGGAGUGCAACUACUGCAAUCGAAAGGGCCAUGAUGAGAUCCACUGUUGGGACAAAUAUCCAGAAAAGAAGCCAAAGAACCUACAAAAAGCCUCCACUGUGGAGCCAGCGAAUGUUAUAGAAGAACAGGUCUUCUAA
This is a messenger RNA of Histoplasma capsulatum G186AR, 1161 nucleotides long. RefSeq lists its product as uncharacterized. The record is from RefSeq and is a predicted model, not a curated record. The transcript has a single exon. Bases 1 to 1161 code for a protein of 386 amino acids. Lineage: Eukaryota; Fungi; Ascomycota; Eurotiomycetes; Onygenales; Ajellomycetaceae.